Messenger RNA from Penicillium concentricum, 1191 nucleotides. Its product is annotated as Nucleotide-binding alpha-beta plait. The transcript is spliced from 4 exons. The record is from RefSeq and is a predicted model, not a curated record. Gene Ontology annotation, cellular component: ribonucleoprotein complex; cytoplasm; nucleus. Gene Ontology annotation, molecular function: mRNA binding. NCBI's taxonomy places the organism in Eukaryota, Fungi, Ascomycota, Eurotiomycetes, Eurotiales, Aspergillaceae. Bases 1 to 1191 code for a protein of 396 amino acids.
AUGCCUCCUCUCGGUCGUGAUAAAGGUCGUCCCAGAUCGCGCAGGUCGGACGAUGAGUUCGUCGUAUUCCUUCAAGGCAUCCCACCUCAUUGCCGCUGGCAAGAACUCAAAGAUCUCGUCCGUCAAACUGCACUGCAUAUUCGUCAGGCAGUAGUAUACGAUGAUAGCCACGGAUUCCCCACCGGCCUCGGCCAAAUCAUCGUCAAGAAUGAAGACGAGGCAUGGCGAACCUACCAUCGCCUUUCAACCAGCGGAUGGGAUGGCCAGAGUCUGGUCGUCACACUCUCGCGAACAAGUACGCCCACAAAGCCCAUUGCCGGUCCUACCAGAAGUCCAGCAAUGAUGCCUACAGGCUACAUCUCCGGCCACUCCACGCCUCCAUUAGUACAUGGAAACAUAGCAAUGCCCCCAUCACCCGUCUCACCAGAAUCCUCCCAUCCGCCAACUCCACCAUAUCCAUACCCAGAGUACGGCGUCAUGAUGGUCCCCAUACCAAUGCCACAAUCAUUCAUGCCUAUGAUGCCAGAUCCACACGCACAGCCAAUGCAGUGUUUCCCCCCAUCCCCAGUAAUGAACGGCUUUUACGAACCGCAUUGGAGCAUGAUGUCAGGGUAUCAGAUGUCCCCUCCACACCACAUGCACCACCCGAGCGAUACCCAAUCACACAACUACCGCGAAUCUCGCAAAGGCACGAAUCCCAACUCUCCAUCUUUCUAUCCAGACCAUCGAGCUAUUACUAUCGAAAACUUGAAUGCGGCUACUACAUCCGCCGACCUAAAAACACUUCUACAGACAGCCGGCACUGUCCAGAAAUGCAAAAUAGCCACUGCUGACUCGGAAGAUGGUAAUGUCCAGCUCCGCGGCUUGAUCACCAUGCAAACGGCAGACGAGGCCCAGUGCGCUGUCACCAUGUUUAACAAUUUGAGUUUCAUGGGGUCGCGCAUUAGGGUGAAGGUUGAUCGUGACUCGCAUAUCACACGGGCUGGAAGCUGUGAUAGGCUGCCAGGUGCUGGUGCUGGUGCUGGGUCAGACACCGCGAGCUCGGUGCCGGGUAUUGCGGAUACGUGUCAGUCUUGGGCUGAUGAGAUGACUGCUGAAGCUAGUGUUAUUGAUGUUUGUAAGCCGUUGGUGAUAGAUGGGUCUGGGUUGAAUAGGUCUGUUGAGAUUUUGUCGAUGUCUGCGCCUACGUGA